Messenger RNA from Branchiostoma floridae (Florida lancelet), 2303 nucleotides. Its product is annotated as sulfotransferase 6B1-like. The record is from RefSeq and is a predicted model, not a curated record. Gene Ontology annotation, biological process: sulfation. The transcript has 7 exons. NCBI's taxonomy places the organism in Eukaryota, Metazoa, Chordata, Leptocardii, Amphioxiformes, Branchiostomatidae. The coding region runs from base 789 to 1646 and encodes 285 amino acids. Gene Ontology annotation, molecular function: sulfotransferase activity. Gene Ontology annotation, cellular component: cytoplasm.
UAAAACUGUGUCGAGUUUUUCCAUUUCCUCAGCAUGUUGUGUUAUUGUUCAAGUACUCAAUAAAGCCGACAAUUUCGGUAAAUCAUAUAACAUACAUUCGCAUCAUUCCACCAGGUGCCGCCACCUCAAAACAAUUUUGUUAUAGAGACCUUCUAAAGAUUGUCUUCAACACCUAAAUAUCUGAAUUGUAUAACAUUUAGGAUAUUUAACAUUAGGUGUUCAAGACAAUCUUGGGAAGGAGUCUAUACUAACGUUUAUUAAGGUGGCGGUAUCAUGGCACCUGGUAGAAUUAUGAUAGUCGAUGUUAAUGUUUUGUCAUCACAGUGUAUCCUUUAAAGAAAGCGCUUGCCAUACGAUACGCGAUUGACGAAGCUGUCUUCCGAAGGAAAAGCUGUUCUAUAUAUAUCAGUAAUCUAUACUCUAUACAUACUCUUUCGAACAUAGUGCCACGUAAAAGAGCGAGCCGCUUUCGGGUCCGCUCAGUUGUGCUCGGGACGCCGUUUCGUUAAAGAAAGCAACUUUAACUAAAGUUAAUUUCAUCGCACAUUGUGUAAAUCACCCUAUCAAUCAUAUCUGGUAUAAAUGUCUUUCCUCCUUAUGCCCUUUGGCCCACCCCUUCCCGGUUUUGUUGUUGUGGUCGUCCAUUUUGGUGUCAUAUUUCGGUAACGUUACUAGUGUAUGACACAACCAGGGGAUUACGUUACCGACCUCUGCUGCAGCAUGCUAUGAAAAUAUGGCGGACCUUGACGACAAAAUACACUGUGUAGUAGACUUCAUCAACUUUAGGUAUGGCGUCAUCCCAACAACACCCCCGGCCCAAGACACCUCCCUCCGUGAAGCACCAGGGAAUAUUGUUCUCAGCAGCGCUAGAUUCAAGGGAAACCCUGGAAGCGAUGAAGACGUUUGAGAUACGUGACGAUGAUGUGGUGAUAGUGAGCUAUCCUAAAUGUGGUAUGAACUGGAUGUUCGAAGUUGUGCAUAAGAUUCUUGGAAGGAAAGAAAACUCAUCACCUAUAGCACCUGAGAUGUGGCCUCCAGACAAGGAACAACCCAACUACAUCAAGCUGCGUGAGACUCAAUCUCCUCGUCUAAUGUUUACUCAUCUCCAAUCCAAAAUGGCACCUCCAUGGUUGUCAGCUCCAGUCAACAAGGUGAAAGCCAUUGUCGUCCUGCGAAACCCCAAGGAUGUCUGCGUCUCAUACUACUUCUUUCACCAAAAGAAUCCUCUUUUUAAGACCCCAGAGUCCUGGGAACAGCACAAUAAGGACUUCUUGCUGGGGAAAAUGCCCUUUGGUGACUACUUUGAUCACGUGCUGGGCUGGUGGCAAAUGAGGGAUGACCCCCACUUCCUCUUUGUCAAGUACGAAGAUAUGAAAAAGGAUUUUCUCUCGACAGUGAAGACUAUAGCAGCCUUCCUGGAGAAAGACCUGACCGAUGAACAUCUGGCCCUUAUCCUGAACAGCUGCAGCUUGGAGUCAAUGAGGAAGACAUUGGCAGAGUCUGGUUUGACAUGGAGGAAGGACGUAGUCAGGAAAGGUAUGGUCGGAGAUUGGAAGAACCACUUCUCGGCCGAGGAGAGCGCCAGGUUUGACCAGAAGUACCGUGAACGGAUGGCGGGAACAGGGCUGGUGUUUGACUUUGAGUAGCAGCCCAAAUAGCCUGUAGCUUUACUUAGUAAUAGGAUAUCUACCUUCAAAAAAGCAAAACAUUGCUCACGUAUUCACCUGUAGUAUUCGAUGCAUCUUAUUGUGGUACAAAAUGGCGAGCUAUUAUUACUGUAUGUCAUUUGUUUGCUCAGUAUCACCAUUGUCUGAAAAAAAAGAACAUCAAUCAUAUUUGGACAAUUGCAGGGAUUCAUCUACCUUAAUCCGACUUUGAUAUCUUUAAUGCAAAUGCGGAUCUCAGUUGUAUAAUCAAUGAGAAACAUUUAUGAUAGGUCACUCAUCAUAAGAGAUCGCGUAAAACAAUCUUCAUACAUAUAGGCGAAAGGAAUAGACCUAGGGCUAGGUUUACCGGUGUACCGGUACAAAACCGGAUUUUCUCAUUAGAUCGGUCCAGAAAAACCGGACCUGAAAAAAUUCAGUAGAUGUUGUAAAAUAUAAUGUUGGACCGAUUGGAAAAUGAAUUAAUCAUAUGAUCAGGCAUUCACACGUUUCGGGGUUACCGGUCUAGGCAAAUAACAAGAGCGAAGCAGAGUAGAGUCUAUAGUCAUUUUACCAACUUUUACAGUCAAUCGUACACAGGUAGUUAGCCUUAUAGGAUUUUCAAAACGCCAGUGGGAGUCAAAUACUACACAAAACAGA